Molecule: messenger RNA, 4660 nt
Organism: Brienomyrus brachyistius
Lineage: Eukaryota; Metazoa; Chordata; Actinopteri; Osteoglossiformes; Mormyridae
Product: NACHT, LRR and PYD domains-containing protein 12-like
Exons: 12
Coding region: 1114-4368 (1084 amino acids)
Molecular function (GO): protein binding
Source: RefSeq, a predicted model, not a curated record
CCUGUUCAAAAUGGCCUAAACGGUCAUGGACUCUCCUUUUACAGAGUGUGCUUGUUGGAAAGGUGCCCUUACAAAGUCCCAGAAGCUUAUCGGCAAGGUUUCAGGAGCUACAUGAAGCCAGGUUAGCCCCCUCUCACAAGAAUAAUACAUCAAGACCUGCUCAUACUAACACUGAUGGACCCCACCCACCAGAGAGAAUCCUUCAGGAUUCCUUUCGAGUUACACACUUGUGUCAAUACUCUGAGCAUAUAUUGUGAAGUACCAUUACGAAGAGGUGCUGUACUGUGUACCUAGUCAGGCUGUGAUACACAGGAACUGGUUUCUUUACAGCCAUAAUCACCUAAGCAAUGGCUCACCAUUCCCAUGGAGAGGUUUGGCUAUAAUGUUUUGGCAUAAGAUGCAUGUUUUCUCUAAAAACCUGACACUGAAAGGCAGGAAAGCUUAAGUUGAGUAACUAUUUUCAGCUGAAUACACUAGGUUUUAUGUUUUUUUUUUUUAAAUAUAUAUGUGAUAUAUCACCUAUUCUAAUGAACAGGUAGCAAAAACGUCAAUUCAGAGUCAAUUCAAUUGAUUUGCUGAAAAUAGCAGACAAAAAGCUCACUCUCCGCAGUGCGCUUCCUCAGGCUACUCCCUUAUCAUAGCGCACUGCAUGAAAUGUUAGAUGUACUGUAACAGAACAGAAUAACUUAGCAGACAAAAAGCUCACUCUCCACCGUGCACUUCCUCAGGCUACUUCCAUAUCAUAGCACACUGCACGAAAUGUUAGAUGUACUGUAACAGAACAGAAUAACUUCAUAUAAAAAAUGUAGAAUUAUAUUGGAUGCUGUCUUAACAAGAUGUUUGUAAUGUAUUUUGUUUUUGACCUUUAUUGUUCUAAUGUGCUCUAUUGGGUCUUAAACUAUUUUUAUUGCUAUUUAAAUCGGAAGGGUCUCUCAAGACAUUUUAAAAAUCAGUGGACUGAUAUGCUUAAAUAAAGGUUUAAUAAUAAUAAUGCGGAAAAUAAACGCACACAUAUAGUAAUGACAGAAUCACAAUAGGUGUCUCCAGCAGCCACAUACAACAGGAAAAGUGGUUUCUGUUAAUGUAAAGGUCAGUGCAUGUGUGUGAGUGACCAUGUACAGGUUUGUGAGGUCUCAUGGACUCAUCUCCGACAUUCUGCAGACCCAGACCUCGCUCGCUGUCCUCUUGAUGCAUUCUCUGGAGGAGCUCACUGAAGAUGAGCUGAAGAAGUUUACAUUUUACCUGAUUCACCUGGUGUAUGAAGAGUAUCAGCGCAUUCCCAGGGGUCAGCUGGAGAAUUUGGACAGAAUAGGCAUCACCGACAUGAUAAUACGUUCCUAUGGUGAAGUCGGUGCUCUCAAGGUCACGCUUGAGAUCCUGAAGAAGAUGAACCUAAAUGAUCUUGUUCAGAGACUGAGUAAAGACCUGAAGAAGGGUCCCCAAGCAGGAAGUGAGCUGGGUGACAUAUUGGAGCAGAACAUUAUUAUGUCAAAAAGAUCAAAGGACUCCAGUGCCCAGGGAGGAAAAAAAGAAAGAGGAGAGGAGGAAAAACGGGAAAAAGACAAAGGGGAACUCAUGCAGUGUCAGCACAGAAUAAAAUGUAACCUGAAGCAGAAAUUUCAGUGUGUAUUUGAAGGGAAACCUAAGGGAGGACAGCCAACACUUCUCAGUGAGAUUUACACAGAACUCUACAUAACUGAAGGUGGGACUGGUGGAGUCAAUGAUGCACAUGAAGUGAGACAGAUUGAAACAGCAUCUAAGAAAUGGCGAACAGAAGAUACUACAGUCAAGUGCAAUGAUAUAUUUAAACCCUUAUCUGGGCGUGAAACACCUAUCAGAACUGUACUCACUAAAGGAGUGGCAGGUAUCGGGAAAACAGUUUCUGUGCAGAAAUUUAUUCUCGAUUGGGCAGAAGGAAAAGCAAACCAGGAUCUUCACUUCAUAUUUGCUCUUCCUUUCCGGGACCUGAAUUUGAUUAAGGAUGAAUACAGUCUGAUUGAACUGCUUCACCGCUUUGUCCCAGAACUGAAAUCGCUGGAAUCCACUGAGCUGUUUAGUUAUAAAAUCUUGUUCAUCUUUGAUGGUCUGGAUGAAUGUCGCCUUUCUCUCGAUUUUCUGAACAAUGAGAGCUGGUUUGAUAUAACAAAGAAAAUGUCACUUAAUGUGCUGCUGACUAACCUCGUUAAGGGGAAUCUGCUUCCAUCUGCUCUCCUCUGGAUAACCUCCCGGCCUGCAGCAGCCAAUCUGAUACCUCCUGACUGCAUCCACCGGGUGACCGAGAUACGAGGGUUCAGUGAUGCCCAGAAGGAGGAGUAUUUCAGGAGGAGAUUCAGUGAACAGAGCCUGGCCAACAGGAUUAUCACACAUGUGAAAUCAUCAAGGAGCCUCUUCAUCAUGUGCCACAUACCUGUGUUCUGCUGGAUUUCAGCUACUGUGCUUAAGAGGCUUUUUAGUGAGACUGACAGGGGAGAAAUUCCAAGGACUCUAACUGAAAUGUACACACACUUCCUGAACGUUCAAACAGGAUUUAAAAACGAGAAGUACAUGAAGAAAUUACAGCUUAAAACACACAGCCAGGAAUUCCUUUUAAAACUUGGUAAACUGGCUUUUGACAACCUUGAGGAAGGCAAUCUCAUAUUUUAUGAGGAAGAUUUGAUAGAGAAUGACAUUGACGUCAGUGAAGCUUCAGUUUACUCUGGACUAUGCACAGAAGUCUUUAAAGAGGAAUAUGGGUUGUAUGAGGAUAAGGUGUACUGCUUUGUGCAUCUGAGCAUCCAGGAGUAUCUCGCUGCUUUAUAUGUAUUUCUGUCAAACUCAUCAGCCGACCUGCUGAAGACUGCAGUGGAUCAGACAUUAACAAGCAAGAAUGGACAUUUGGACCUCUACCUCCGCUUCCUCCUGGGUCUCUCAACAGACUCCAGUAAGACUCUGUUAAAAAGGCUUCUGGGACAGACCAGAACCAGCUCACAUAACAUUGAGGAAACAGCCGAAUACAUCAAGUGGAAUAUACAGAAUAAUUUAUCUCCAGAAAGGACCAUCAAUCUGUUCCACUGUCUGAAUGAACUGGGUGACAAUUCUCUAGUAAAGGAAAUCGAAAGAUACCUGAAGUCAGGGCGUCUUUCAGCAGAUGACCUCUCACCUGCACAGUACUCAGCUCUGGCCUUUGUGAUGCUGAUGUCAGAUGAGGAGCUGGAUGUGUUUGAUAUGAAGAAAUUCAUCAGAUCAGAUAAAGAGCACUGGAGGCUGCUGCCUGUGGUCACGAACUCCAGGACAGCUUUGCUGACAGGCUGUAGAGUCACAGAAGAUGGCUGUUCUUCCCUGGCUUCAGCUCUGAGGUCAAACCCCUCACAUCUUAGAGAGCUGGAUCUGAGCUACAAUCACCCAGGAGCCUCAGGAGUGAAUCUGCUCUCUGCUGUACUGGAGGAUCCCAGCUGUAAACUGGAGAAGCUGAAGGUGGACUGGUGUGACCUCACUGGGAAAUGCUGUGAGGCACUGGCUUCAGCUCUCAGAUCAAACUCCUCACCCCUGAGAGAGCUGGACCUGAGUGACAAUGACCUGCAGGAUACAGGAGUGAAGCUGCUCUCUGCUGGACUGGGGGAUUCACACUGUAAACUCGAGAUACUGAGGCUGACAGGCUGUAGAGUCACAGAAGAUGGCUGUUCUUCCCUGGCUUCAGCUCUGAGGUCAAACCCCUCACAUCUUAGAGAGCUGGACCUGAGCUACAAUCACCCAGGAGACUCAGCAGUGAAGCUGCUCUCUGCUGUACUGGAGGAUCCCAGCUGUAAACUGGAGAAGCUGAAUGUGGAUCACGGUGGAGAGUGCAGGACCAGGCCAGGCUUACAGAAAUACUCCUGCCAGGUGACAUUGGACCCCAACACAGCACACAGAUUCCUGUCUCUGUCAGGGGGGAACAGGAAGGUAACAGGUAGGGCAAAGGAGCAGUCAUAUCCUGAUCAUCCAGAGAGAUUUGACGUCUGCCCCCAAGUUCUGUGCAGAGAGAGUCUGACUGGCCGCUGUUACUGGGAGGCUGAGUGGGAUGGAUAUGGAGCCUGGAUAGGAGUGACUUAUAAAGGAAUCGGGAGGAAAGGAGGGAAGGACUGUGGGCUAGGAGCCAAUAACAAGUCAUGGAUUCUGUGGUGUGAUCCUGUCAGUUACUCUGUUCUACAAAAUAAUAAAUGGACUGUCAUACCCAUACGGCCCUCAGGCUCCCGCAGAGUAGGAGUGUAUCUGGACUGGGAGGCUGGUGCUCUGUCCUUCUACAGAGUCUCCUCUGGUGGACUGACCCUCCUGCACAGAUUAACCUCCUCAUUCACUGAGCCCCUCUAUCCAGGGUUGGGGGUUUUUAUGAACUCCUCAGUGUCACUGUGACAUAUUGCUGGUUCUCAUAGCAAAAACGGUAAAAUCUCUGCUUUUUAACCUUUAUAAUAAUUUUUACUCUGAAAUAUAUGUUUGACAAAAAUAAAUGUCAGUGUUCAGCGAGUUAAACAUCCAAAAUAAACGUUUUUUUAUCUGACUAAAAUGUAACAAAAUGUAAUCCUGAUGAAUGGGGGGGGGGGGGGGGCUUUCCCCCUCCCCUGUAUAUAUACAUUUUAUAUUUUUAUGCCUAUUUACUGUAUUUCCUCCCUGUACAAUGACAAUAAAGGCUUUCUGUUCUGUCCUA